Hevea brasiliensis (rubber tree) is the source of this 2082-nucleotide messenger RNA. RefSeq names its product protein FAF-like, chloroplastic. The coding region runs from base 235 to 1860 and encodes 541 amino acids. The record is from RefSeq and is a predicted model, not a curated record. NCBI's taxonomy places the organism in Eukaryota, Viridiplantae, Streptophyta, Magnoliopsida, Malpighiales, Euphorbiaceae. The transcript has 2 exons.
ACUCCUUUUAUUGCCAUGAGCACAACCCUCAGCUCAUAACACAAACAUACAAUUUUCUCCUUCUUCUUCUUUGGGGACACUAUCAAACACCUUUCUCUGAUCUCUCCACCUGCAACUCGCACCCAGUAGUGGUCUCUUAGCAGGCCUCUGUUGGAUGCUGUGUUGCUAAUUUCCUUGAUUUUCUUUGAGGUCAAGAAGAUUUCUUGCUAGAUCUUUCAUCGAUCAGCUCUUGGGAUGUCAUCUCUUGGCAAGAGCUUUCGCUUAUCUUCAUCUCUCAAUGAAGAGUUCAUGGUUACCAAGAAACAGGGCAUAGUGUCCAUUCUUGGUUCUGACUGCGAAAGAAGCAAAUCUGCAGCUUCUUUAAGGAGAACUCUUUCAGCUGAUAUGUCCUCCAAGAAAUGGCUAUCUCAACAUGGGUUCUCUCCACUCAAGAAAAUUGCCUCUUCUGAAGAAUUCCUAGUUUCCAUUGCAGACUCUUCAUCUUCAUCAUCGGAAGCGGAAGAAGAGUAUGACAAUGGAAGGCAGAAAGUGACCGAGCCUCGAGGACAAUUCGAGAUUUGGAGUUCAAUUCAACAAGACAAGAAGAACAAGGAAGAGCUCGAAAAGCCUGGUCAGUUUGACAUAUGGAGCUCAAUCUUAUCGCAGAAAGCACAAGAGGACAACAAAAAUCUUCCACCUCCUUAUAUUCACCCUCUCGUUAAAAGAUCAGCAAGUUCUUUGAGCGAGAAGAGCCUUGAAAUUUGUACUGAAAGUCUCGGAUCGGAGACUGGCUCUGAUGGGUUCUCUUCAUACCCUCCUUCGGAGACUGGUGACGCAGAGGAGGAGAAAGAAGAAGAACAAGAAGAGAAUAGGCUGGCCCAAAAAUAUGAGGAUAUGGAUGAUUGGCGCGUAUCCAAGUACAAUCUUGCAGCAGCUAGCAAGAAAUUGCCACAAAGAUCAUUCCCUCCGCCACUUCCGUCACUAUCUAAGCGUGAUGGAGCGUCCCUGCACAUGAGGCCUCGGCGUGAUAAUGGCCGCUUAGUUCUUGAAGCUGUCUCUGUUCCUUCACAGAACAACUUCAGAGCUGAACGCCAGGACGAUCGCCUUGUCCUCACUUUUAUCAAUAGUCCUAAUGAAGAAGAAGGACCAAAGAGUGAAGAAGAAAAAGAUAUGGAACUGUUUGAAGUAGAAAUUGAGAAUUCUGAAGAGCAUGAAGAAGAUGAAGAGGAGGAGGGAACUGAAACAGAAACAGAGGAAGAGGAGUUGGAAGAAGUGAAUGAGAGAGGAGGAGUAGGUAGCGGUGCUGGUAGUGGACAAGUGAGGUUUGUGAUGGAGCAAGCACCAAAAUUGUCAGGUGGGGUGAUAAAUGUGCAUAGGUUAGCACUUAUGAUGAAUAAGCCCAUGGCGUUAGUUAAUAGGAACCCAACAUGGCCUAACAAGUUCGAUGAAAUGGUGAAAUUUGAAGAGGGUGUUGAGGAGGCAGUGAACCCAAUUACCCCAGUGACACAGUCACUCCCACCGCGGCCGCCAGUGUCUCGGAUGAUCCCCAUGCCGACAGGGUCAGCGGCUGCCGUGACAGCAAAAGCAGCAGCAUCGCUUAAUGCUUAUGAGUACUAUUGGAAGCCCAAGCCCAUGACAGCCAUCACCACAACAGCAGCAGCAGCAUCACUUUGUCCCAUGACUCAAAAAUCACAAUCAACAAGGAGCAACGACAACAAUAACAAAUUCAUCCUCUCAAAGAAUUUAAUAUCAAAUGAGAAGCAAGAAUUGCUAGUAUUGAGAGGGAACAAAGGGGAAUACUUAGUUCCUUUGUCAAAGAGUUGCAAGGAGGCAAGGAGGUCUCUUUUGUUUGGGGAGCCCUAUUGCAUUGCCACGUCUUGAUCCACAAAAUUAAAAAAAAAAAAAAAUUAUUUUGAUAUAUAAAAGUAAACCAAACCCAUCAUUGUUACUUUGCUAUUCUAUGCUCCUUUUGUCUCCCUAUUUUCCACUUCCAGUCCUUGGGGUGGAUUUGUGUAGUCAAAUAAAAACAAAAGGGAGAAAUAGAGAACAUAUGCUUUGAUUUAGAAGAUCAAAGAUGACUUAACAGUGUUAUAUAUUUCUAUA